AUGUGUCGUUUCAGAGAACAGACAAAAGAGGAAACUGAGAGAAUCAAUGAAUUUGUUUCCUCCAAGACGAAUGGUUUGAUUAAGAACUUGAUUCCUCCAAAUGUGAUUACGCAAUCAACUUGUAUGGUGUUGGUGAAUGCCAUUUACUUUCUCGACAAGUGUCGAUAUGAUGACUCGAUACGAUGCGGAUGGUGUGGAGUAUGGUGGAGAGAAUUCUUCAUACCAUUGGGUUUCUUUGCCUUAUAUAAGAAUGAAGAGUUUGAAAUGACCAUUGUCAUGCCACGCUCUCAUAUCUUAGUAUCGACAGAAACGGAAAUGGAAUUCGAUCGGUGGUUUGUUCAGCAAAUAUUUAGCGCAUCAAAGGAUUGUUCUCUCAGUGAAAUCUUCUCAACUUUUCCAACCACACUCUCGGAACUUGGAAUUCCAAAAUUCAAAAUGGAUUUUUCCGUCAUGUUGAGUGAGACGUUGCGUCGACCGCCAUUUAAUAUGAAGAAAUGUUUAGCACCAGGAGCUGAAUUUAGUGAAAUGGUGCAUGAGAGCUCUAAUUUGUUCAUUUCUGAGGUGAUUCAUAAGGCUUACAUUGAUGUGAACGAGGCCGGCACAGAAGCUGCUGCUGCCACUGCUGUUAUCAUGAUGGAUGAAAGUGAUUGUGCAGAUGAUGAGAUGGAACGAUUGACAUUCGUUGCGGAUCGACCAUUUAUUUACAUGCUUCGACACAAAAGCUCGGGUAGCAUCUUGUUCAUUGGAAAAUUUAAUGGAUAA
This is a messenger RNA of Naegleria fowleri, 762 nucleotides long. RefSeq lists its product as uncharacterized. Lineage: Eukaryota; Heterolobosea; Eutetramitea; Acrasida; Naegleriidae. The record is from RefSeq and is a predicted model, not a curated record. Gene Ontology annotation, molecular function: serine-type endopeptidase inhibitor activity. Bases 1 to 762 code for a protein of 253 amino acids. The transcript has 3 exons.